AUGACUGAAUUUAUCUAUAAAGGAGACGACUUUGAAGACAAGGUUAGAAAACAAGUUGAAUUCUACUUUUCAGACUCCAAUUUACAACAAGAUAAAUUUUUAUGGAAGAUUUACGAAGCAAACGAUGGAUGGGUUGAAUUGAAAACUAUCUUGACAUUUGGAAGAAUGAAACAAUACAGACCAGAAGAAAAAGUGGUUGAAGCUUUGAAGUCGAGUGAUAAAUUAGAAUUGUCAGCAAACAACGACAUGAUCAGAAGGAAACAUCCAUUGAAGGAUUUCAACGAGAUCAAGAACACCAAGAAAAGAAACACAGUACACAUUGAGGGGUUCCCACACGACUUGACCCAAGAGCAAGUCGAAGCAUGGUUUGAGGAGAAGAUUGCGCCCAACUUGCCAAAGGAAAAGGCAAUUUCUUCUGUGCGUAGAAUCAAGAGCAAAGCUAAGAAGGAGUUUUUUGGUGUUGUUGAUGUUGAGUUGAGCAACGAGGAAGAUGCUCAAUACUUGGUCAAGGAUGUGGAAAUCUCUUACGAACAGGGUAUUCUCUCAAAGGAGGAUGCACAAGAUGCCGACAAGAAAAGUCUCUUGAAGAAAAUGUCUUUACUAACAUUUCAAGAGAUGAGGGAAAGCGGUAAAAGAUUCGGACAAAAUGAAGUAACCAAAAGACGCAACAGUUUCAAUGAGAACAACAAGGGAAAGAAGCAAAAAGGUGGUAAGGGCAAGAAAUUUGAUCGUAAAAAAGGUGGUGAUGGAUCAGAUUCGGUAGAAUCUAAUGAAAAAGAGUCUAUUUUGGAAAAUGCCAUAGAGGAUGACAAGAUUCCUGAGGGAGAGGAGAAUAAGGAGUCGGGGGAGGUGGAAAAACCAGUAGACACUAAAGAAACUGAGACUGAGAAGGUACCAGCAGAGGUCUCAAACGAAGAGAAAGUUAAGGAGUAA
This is a messenger RNA of Lodderomyces theae, 933 nucleotides long. RefSeq names its product Lhp1p (gene LHP1). Gene Ontology annotation, biological process: RNA processing. Lineage: Eukaryota; Fungi; Ascomycota; Pichiomycetes; Serinales; Debaryomycetaceae. The transcript has a single exon. Gene Ontology annotation, molecular function: mRNA binding. Bases 1 to 933 code for a protein of 310 amino acids. Gene Ontology annotation, cellular component: nucleus. The record is from RefSeq and is a predicted model, not a curated record.